Nicotiana attenuata is the source of this 795-nucleotide messenger RNA. RefSeq lists its product as uncharacterized. The record is from RefSeq and is a predicted model, not a curated record. Bases 1 to 795 code for a protein of 264 amino acids. The transcript is spliced from 2 exons. Lineage: Eukaryota; Viridiplantae; Streptophyta; Magnoliopsida; Solanales; Solanaceae.
AUGGAACUCCCUCCGGGAUUUAGAAGACAGGGGGAGACCAAUGUUUGCAAACUUAUGAAGCCACUAUAUGGGCUAAAACAAGCUUCAAGGCAGUGCAACAUAAAGCUCACAGAAGCCUUAUCAGAAGCAGGAUACAAACAGAGUUUAUAUGACUACUCAUUAUUCACUAAAAGAAGUGGAGAUGACUUUGUGGCAAUUCUGAUUUGUGUGGAUGAUUUGCUGAUUACAAGAAGCAGCAACAGAUUCAUACAAGAAGCAAAGGAUGUUCUGCAUCAGAAGUUCAAGGUGAAAGACCUUGGAGAGUUAAGAUACUUCUUGGGAAUAGAAAUUGCAAGAUCAGUCAAAGGAAUCCUAUUAAAUCAGAGAAAGUAUGCACUCCAACUAAUCUCAGACCUUGGAUUAGGAGGCACCAAACCAGCUGCAACACCAGUAGAUUUGAACCAGAAGUUCACUUCUUUGGAAUUUGAUACACAUGCAGGAAUAACAGGAAAUGAGGCAUUAGAUGACAUAACAGCUUACCAAAGAUUAAUUGGGAGGCUAUUGUAUUUGACAAUAACAAGACCUGACAUAAGCUAUAUAGUGCAUACAUUAAGUCAAUUCAUGCAAGCACCAAAGAGAUCACACAGGGAUGCAACUGUUCAAGUGGUGAAGAGGUCAAUGACUGGCUUCAUAGUAAAAUUUGGAGAAUCUCUUGUAUCUUGGAAGUUGAAAAAACAACAAACUGUAUCAAGAAGCUCUGCAAAGGCAGAGUACAGAAGCUUGGCAGCAGUUACAGUAGAGGCAACAUGGCUAUAG